Molecule: messenger RNA, 1787 nt
Organism: Solanum lycopersicum (tomato)
Lineage: Eukaryota; Viridiplantae; Streptophyta; Magnoliopsida; Solanales; Solanaceae
Gene: AP2e
Product: APETALA2-like protein AP2e
Biological process (GO): regulation of DNA-templated transcription
Molecular function (GO): DNA binding; DNA-binding transcription factor activity
Source: RefSeq, marked validated
AUCACACAACCCACAUAAGUUGCCUCACACGUCCCAUCUUUCUUCUUCCCCAACCCCUACCCCCUAUCUACUGCUCCUAUGGAGUACUAUAACUAAAUGAAAUUCAUCUCAAUUUAUUCUUCUUCCAUUGACGCUUACAAUCAUUUUGGUUAACUCCCACAGAUAUUUUAUAGUUAGUCUAAAACAGAACAAUGUUGGAUCUCAAUGUAAGCGUAAUCUACAAUAAUGACCUUCCACAAGUUUCUCUACUUGAUGAAUCAGCCACCUCCAAUUCAUCCUUACGAAAUGCGGAAGCUACAACCAGUGCCGGUGACGAAGAUUCGUGCGCCGGUGAGUUGUUCGCUUUCAAUUUUGGAAUCCUCAAAGUUGAAGGAGCUGAGACUAGUAGGAGCAGCAACAACGAUGAUGAGGAAGGAUACGGUAAGAAUCAGAGAGUUACUCAUUCUCAAUUCGUGACUAGGCAGCUGUUUCCCGUUGAUGAUGGUGAGUUGAACCGGAAACAAACCGAUCGGGUCAUUCUCUCCUCCGCUCGAUCCGGUACUUCUAUCGGUUUUGGAGAUGUGCGGAUAAUACAACAGCAACAAACGGAGCAACCGAAACAACAAGUGAAGAAGAGUAGGAGAGGCCCAAGGUCAAGAAGUUCACAGUACAGAGGUGUCACUUUCUACCGUAGAACUGGUAGAUGGGAAUCACAUAUAUGGGACUGUGGGAAACAAGUAUAUUUGGGUGGUUUUGAUACUGCUCACACAGCAGCAAGAGCUUAUGACAGAGCUGCAAUUAAAUUUAGGGGUGUUGAUGCUGAUAUCAACUUUAGCUUAAGUGAUUACGAGGAGGAUAUGCAACAGAUGAAAAACCUUGGUAAAGAAGAAUUUGUGCACUUGCUGCGACGCCAUAGCACUGGUUUCUCAAGAGGGAGCUCCAAAUUCAGAGGAGUGACGCUACAUAAAUGUGGCAGAUGGGAGGCUCGGAUGGGACAGUUCCUCGGGAAAAAGUAUAUAUAUCUUGGGCUGUUCGACAGCGAAGUAGAAGCUGCAAGGGCCUACGAUAAGGCGGCAAUUAAAACUAGCGGAAGGGAAGCUGUUACCAACUUUGAGCCAAGUAGCUAUGAAGGGGAAACAAUGUCUUUACCACAGAGUGAAGGUAGCCAACAUGAUCUUGAUCUGAACUUGGGGAUAUCGACCACUUCUUCAAAGGAAAAUGACAGGUUGGGAGGUUCUCGCUAUCAUCCUUACGAUAUGCAAGACGCAACAAAACCUAAGAUGGAUAAACCUGGUUCAGUAAUAGUUGGAAGUUCACAUCUCAAGGGACUACCAAUGUCGUCCCAACAAGCUCAAUUGUGGACUGGAAUCUAUUCUAAUUUCUCUUCCAGCUAUGAGGGAAGAGCAUAUGACAAGAGAAAGGACACAGGUUCAUCACAAGGACCUCCAAAUUGGGCACUGCAAAUGCCUAGUCAGGUUGAUACAAACAGCCCAUUGACAAUGUUCUGCACGGCAGCAUCAUCAGGAUUCUUCAUUCCAUCUACUACUUCUAUCACUUCAUCAACAUCUGCAUUAGCAACUUCAACAAAUGCCUCGCAGUGCUUUUACCAGAUUAAUCCCCGCCUACCACUUCCAUAACAUGUACUUAUCCGUAACUAGUAAUAUAGGUAUAAACAUAGUCAUUGAUUUCUUUUGUAUGAAUAACAUUUUUGUGGAUUGGAUAAUUUUUAGAACUGCUUCAGGAUCUGAUAGGUAAAGAUUUGAACUAUACUUACAGAUUGAUAUAGUAUUUGUACUUAUCCUUGCUUA